UGACGAUGCUCUCUACGGCCGCUGGCGGCUGGUAACCAGAGAGGUUUCUCUCCUUACACCUCCUACCUAGCCAUAGCUAGGGCUUGGUAUGCAGCAUGUCAGCGCUCGCUGUCCUCCUGGCUCUGCUCAAUACUUAUGCGCUGGCGAGACCGCGCAAUACCACGAUGGACGACGACCCAUGGCCUACUGACAGGGCCAGCAUCGUGUACGCACCCACAAAGGCAUGGGCGGAGGGGCAGCGUUGCCCAGGAUGCCAUGCUCAGCCAGAUAAGAACUUGCUGUACAACGGGACCUGGCACGACACGACGGACGACGGCGAUACUGACAUCGAGAAUACUACAAUGACCAUCAGCUUCGUCGGCUCAGGCAUAUACCUCUACGGUGUCCUCGACAACAAUAACACCGCCUUGACGGGCACGAUGGCCAACUACGACUUUACCCUCGAUGGCACCUACGAUGGGAACUUCCACUACGAUCCAGAUAACUCAUCAUCAGUCGCAUAUAUCUAUGAUGUCCUUUUCUACUCCACGACCAAUCUGAAGGACGAAGCACACGAGCUCGUCGUCAACAUCGCCGGGGGAAACGGCGUGGAACAGGCGUCUUUGAUGCUGUUCGACUACUUCACCGUUACGUACGACAGCGACGAAGAGGCGUCUCUGAUAGACUCAAAGUCCCCCGCAUCUACCCAUUCCCUUGGCGAAACCGCCACGAUCACUGGUUCCGGCUCCGACGCUUCUGGGUCGGAAAUUGCUGCCGGGAAUACGAAGGGAGAUCACAGCGGAGCGACCGUAGGCGCCAUUGUCGGUGGCGUGGUCGCUGGUCUCGCGUUGCUCGCCACCGCGCUAGUGAUCUUUUUCUGUAUGCGCAAGCGAAGGCGAUCACGCAAAUCCAGGAGAAGCACACAAUACACACAACCCUUCCUCACGCACCUCAAGGCGCAAGACCCUGCAUCGCCGAGUCGGACGGAAUUGAUAAUUCCGCCCAUGAAGAUGUCGCCUUUGCGAGCGAGUCCCGUGGCUUCAUCGCCCUCCUCCUCGCGAGUACGAGGCGACAUCGACAAGCGUGUGCGCGAUAUGGAGGCGCGGGUGAUGACGCUACAGACCCGAGCUUCGCAAAGGAAUCGACGCGAUCGUGGACAGUCGAACGACGCCCUAUCACCUGCGCUGGCCACUGACGACGAGGCCCCGGCUCUGCGACACCAAAUAGACGGUCUGCAAGCUGAGAUCGCCAGGCUGCGCGCGGAGCAGCAGCACGAGAGGAUGGUGGAACCUCCGCCAGCGUAUUCGACUGCUAGGAAUUCGGUGUUGUAAAUUAUAUACUGAAUCGAGGAAUCUGUGGCAUAUCUC
This is a messenger RNA of Schizophyllum commune H4-8, 1346 nucleotides long. RefSeq lists its product as uncharacterized. The coding region runs from base 96 to 1310 and encodes 404 amino acids. The transcript has 6 exons. The record is from RefSeq and is a predicted model, not a curated record. NCBI's taxonomy places the organism in Eukaryota, Fungi, Basidiomycota, Agaricomycetes, Agaricales, Schizophyllaceae.